Messenger RNA from Clunio marinus, 630 nucleotides. Lineage: Eukaryota; Metazoa; Arthropoda; Insecta; Diptera; Chironomidae. The record is from the annotation of a GenBank genome assembly.
AUACAGAAAUUCAAUCAGUUGUUAAUAUAAAGCCAAGUGCGAAGCAUCGACUUCAACAAGUUAAUCAAAAGUAAAAAAAAGAAAAUUUUAAAAGAAGUUAUAAUUAAUAAAAUGAACGCAAAAAUAAGCUUAAUUACGGUUCUGGUGUUGUUAACAUCUGUUGUGAUGAUUAGUUGUCAUCCAAUAGAUAUUUUAUACCAACUGACAGAUAGCAGCGAGAGACAAUUAAUGAAAAGAUUAGCAGAGUAUUUAACGAAUGAUUACAGUGAUGAAAGUUCUUCGUCUUCUUAUUCGAAUGCUGUGCACACUCGUGGAGUGACAGCUAAUCAGGAGAAAUGCAGAUUACCAAUGAAACGUGGUCUUUGUCGGGCUCUUCUGCCAAGAUGGAGAUACGAUCCAAUCACGAGAACAUGUUCGGAAUUUAAAUUUGGCGGAUGUGAUGGCAACGCAAAUAAUUUCAAAUCAAGAAGUGAAUGCAUGGAACAGUGCGCUGGAGUGUGACCAACAGAUAUUGAUAAAAACUUUUAAGUUGAAUCUCUCGUGAUAUUUCCUGACUGCUAUAAUUAGAUUAUUUAAUAAGAUUUUGUUAUAAGGAUAAAAAGAAUAGAAUAAAAAAUAAUUUCUUCCUUA